UCAAUUCGCUCAACAAAACACAUUGUGUAGAAGGACAGUCUACUCUCUAAGCAAACAAUUCAUACCUUCUCAAACUCUGUUGUGGGCUCAAUCCUCCUCCUUCAAUAAGCUUUCCUCUGUGACUGUGAUUGUAUUCUUCAGCUUCCAUUUGCACCAUUUUUCUUCCAUGAAUUGUUACAGUAGCAUCUUCUCUAUGAACCCUUUGAUCAUGCUCCUCUCUGUGUCCUCUCCGACCAGGGAAAGGGUAUUUGCCCAAGCUUUCCUUGUAUAUCCCUUCUCUUGCGAGUGAGAGCUUCUAGUUUUCAACACUAGUUGUUCCCAAAUCACUGUUUCUGAUGGAUUCGCUUCACUUCAAGAACAUCAAAGUUGAGAAGAGGGCUUACAGAAGUACUGGGAAGUACUGUCGACUGAGAAAGAUCGCGAGUUUGUUCAGGAUCGUCGAGAUAUGUGUUCUGUUGGUGUUGCUCUCGAGGUUUUCCACUCAACUGCCGAUAGCCGUCAAGAACUCGGGUGAGUAUUUCCGAGACUUGAAGGUAGUUCUGGUGAGUCCUCGGUUCGUGUUCAUCCUUGGGAACGCGAUAAUCAUCACUCUGUUCGCGAAGUCCGGACAGUUCUCUGCUCGGGAUUCUACCAUAAAGAGCGAUCUUUAUGAUGAAUUCUUAGAGAAGAGUGAAAAGAGUCGGAACAACCACCAAACCGAAACCCAAUUCCAGGACAAGCAAAUUCUACGUGAGGAAGCUAGUGACGAUAAGCAUGUUGUUCAUAGGGAUGAGGUGGUGAAGACUUAUAGGAGGAGCCAAUCAGAGAACUUGCAUCACGAGAACCGUGUGAAAUUGCACCGAGUUCUUAGGCGUUCCGCGACAGAGAAAUGCGGAGAGAGUGCUCUGUGUGCCGAGACCGGGAAAUCGGAGAAAAGUUCUUUCCCUGCGGAUUCUUUGAGCAAUGAGGAGUUCCGUCGCACGGUGGAGGCUUUCAUUGCCCGCCAACAGAGGUCUCUGAGGGAAGAGGAGUAGUCUGUGUUGUAAACUGCUUAUAAGAUCAUAAGGUUGUAGUACAUAGUUCUGUGUUACUCUUUCCAUGGUUUAGGAACUGUGUAUAUUUCCGAAUCAUGUGUGUCUUUUCUUCCUCUUUUUUUCUAUUUGUUUUAGUUGCCAUAUGCUUCUGCCCAAGUUUUCUUUCAUAGGGUAGGACAUGUCGAGCAACUGGUUUCCAUCUAACUAAUCUGCUACUGUUACAAAGAAUGUGCACAAGCGGAGUUCUUACUGAGUUCUUAGAAUGUGAACAACUUUUUAAAGUA
This is a messenger RNA of Syzygium oleosum, 1297 nucleotides long. RefSeq lists its product as uncharacterized. The transcript has a single exon. Lineage: Eukaryota; Viridiplantae; Streptophyta; Magnoliopsida; Myrtales; Myrtaceae. The coding region runs from base 336 to 1013 and encodes 225 amino acids. The record is from RefSeq and is a predicted model, not a curated record.